This is a messenger RNA of Stegodyphus dumicola, 559 nucleotides long. RefSeq names its product mitochondrial pyruvate carrier 2-like. Gene Ontology annotation, biological process: pyruvate import into mitochondria. Lineage: Eukaryota; Metazoa; Arthropoda; Arachnida; Araneae; Eresidae. Gene Ontology annotation, cellular component: mitochondrial inner membrane. The record is from RefSeq and is a predicted model, not a curated record.
CACGGAGCUUAAAGGAAAAAAAAGCGUAUCGCUUCCGGAGCUUGCGCAUUGUAGAAAUGUGAAUUGAUUCAAGUGGAAUUCAACCUUCAAAAAUGUCUGCACUGUAUAGAAGUUUCAUCGCUGUAUUAGAUAAGCGUGUGCCUGCUAAGUUACGACCGCUAUGGGUACAUCCUGCUGGACCCCAAACUGUGUUUUUCUGGGCUCCUGCUUUCAAAUGGUGCCUUGUAAUAGCUGGUAUUGGUGAUAUGGCCCGACCUGCUGAAAAACUCAGUCCUGCACAGUCAACUGCUUUAGCUGCUACAGGUAUUAUUUGGUCCCGUUACUCAAUGGUAAUUAUACCAAAAAACUGGAGUUUACUCAGUGUCAAUAUAUUUGUCGCUUUAACUGGAUUAUAUCAACUAGCAAGGAUUUACAAGUACAGACAAUCUCUUCCAAAAGAAACUGCUAGUAAAUAAUUUUUGUAGAGAAGCACAAUGUAGUGGCCUUUAUUUAUAAAAUUACUGAAAGUUCUUAAGAGUACAAAAGUUAGUUAAUAAAUUAAAUGUUUUGUUAUUGUUAA